GAGAGAGAGAGAGAGAUGGAGUCACCGUUUAAGGCGGACGCGUUGAGAGGGAAGGUGGCGUUGAUAACGGGAGGCGGGUCGGGUAUAGGGUUCGAGAUAUCGACCCAGUUUGGGAAACAUGGAGGGAGUGUGGCUAUUAUGGGGAGGAGGAAGCAAGUGUUGGACUCUGCUGUGGCUGCUCUUCAUUCUCUUGGAAUUCCGGCUAUUGGGAUCGAGGGGGAUGUGCGUAAACAGGAAGAUGCAAAAAGAGUGGUGGAAUUGACUUUCCAGCAUUUUGGCAGGCUUGACAUACUUGUGAAUUCUGCAGCUGGCAAUUUUCUUGCAUCAGCAGAAGAUCUAACACCUAAUGGAUUUCGAACAGUUUUGGAUAUUGAUUCUGUUGGCACGUUCACAAUGUGCUAUGAAGCACUCAAGUAUCUAAAAAAAGGAGGACCAGGAAGGAGCUCAUCUGGUGGUGGAACAAUAUUGAACAUCAGUGCUACUUUACAUUAUUCCGCUGCUUGGUAUCAAGUUCACGUAUCAGCAGCCAAGGCAGCUGUUGAUGCUACUAUGCGAAACUUGGCAUUGGAGUGGGGAACUGACUACGACAUCAGAGUCAAUGGCAUUGCUCCUGGCCCUAUUGGUGAUACCCCUGGCAUGAGUAAACUCGCACCUAAGGAGAUAGGUAGCAAAGCUAGGGAGUACAUGCCUUUGUAUAAACUAGGAGACAAAUGGGAUAUUGCUAUGGCUGCUCUCUACCUUUCAUCAGAUGCAGGGAAAUUCAUCAAUGGAGCUAUCAUCGUAGUUGAUGGAGGACUUUGGCUGAGCCGGCCUCGCCAUCUGCCAAAAGAUGCUGUGAAACAGCUUUCCCGUGCAGUAGAGAAGAGAUCUAGAAAUAACCCGGUAGGGGUUCCGAGCAGCAAGCUCUAAGACUGAACAAACACUCCACCAUUCUUCACGGUUCCAAGCCAAAGACGUAUUCCAACAGAGGAGAAAGGAAUCCAUAUCCUUCCAUUGUUGAAUAAUAGUUGGUUAUAUGAAUUGGGCCGCCAACAGAUUAAAUCAUUCACUACAGUCAGAUUAAUCAGCUGAGUUUUCUCCUCAUCUAUUGCUGUUGUGAACAAAAGAAAAGUGUAUAACACUGGUGUGGAAUAUUGUAAGGCCAUUAUGACAAUUUGAAAAAUAUGUUAAGUUAUUGUAAUGUAUAAUGAAUGAAAUCAGUACUGAUU
Messenger RNA from Argentina anserina (silverweed cinquefoil), 1208 nucleotides. RefSeq names its product peroxisomal 2,4-dienoyl-CoA reductase [(3E)-enoyl-CoA-producing]-like. Gene Ontology annotation, molecular function: 2,4-dienoyl-CoA reductase (NADPH) activity. Gene Ontology annotation, biological process: fatty acid catabolic process. Gene Ontology annotation, cellular component: peroxisome. Bases 16 to 909 code for a protein of 297 amino acids. The transcript has 5 exons. Lineage: Eukaryota; Viridiplantae; Streptophyta; Magnoliopsida; Rosales; Rosaceae. The record is from RefSeq and is a predicted model, not a curated record.